Salpingoeca rosetta is the source of this 630-nucleotide messenger RNA. RefSeq lists its product as uncharacterized. Lineage: Eukaryota; Choanoflagellata; Craspedida; Salpingoecidae. Bases 1 to 630 code for a protein of 209 amino acids. The record is from RefSeq and is a predicted model, not a curated record. The transcript is spliced from 7 exons.
AUGGCAAACCCAGCAACACAGCGCCGUCGCCCUGAGGAACUCGCCGCAGUUACAUCGCACUCGUGCCUGCCUCAUCGCUUGCCAGACCAAGAACCCUCGGUGUGCGCCGCCGGAGGCAAGCUCCAAGCCACAUUUGCUCAGGUGGACGCCAUGUGGGCUACGGGCCGUGUUCCGCCGAGGUCCUUUCGCCCUCCUGCUCGUGUUCGUCGACCGCUCGCCAUGGACGCCAUGCAGACAGAAGCUCUCCCGAUUCAGCAGCCACAUCAACACCCGUCGCAUCAGCAACAGCAGCAGCGUGAGCAACAAGACGAUGACGACAAGUCCCGUGUUCCUCAAGCAAUGGCAUCCACGCUGCAGCCCAGCCAAGACCCUCUGUUCAAGCAAGAGGACACCACUGAGCGGCAGAAUGUUCUACAGGACGCCACACCCGAAGCAACGCAGCCUGAACAGCAGCAACCUGACCAGCAAGACGUAAUUGUGCCCGAGACACCGCCGGAACUGCAGCCACAGACGGUUGACCAGCUGGAUAUGCAGCAGGAAGAUGUGCUGCUCAACCACGAUGAUUCAGCCAUACCACAUGACGCUCCGCCCAUGUACGACUGCUCAUCUCAGCUUGCAUGGAAUGGCUGA